GCCGGAGCGUUUUGUUUGCGUAGAAGGAAAAAAAAAAAAAAAGAAAGAAGAGUCAGAGAAAGACCGGUGAGGAGAGCAGAGCGUGAGAACUACGUACCGGCGACGUACUGCGUCAGCAGCGGCCUAGCUCCGCCACACGGCAGUCACUUACCGGCCGCCGCCGCUUCCUUUUGUUUCCUGAGUGGAUUAUAACAGUCUCCGGCCGUCAAGUCCAGGCCUCAGUGACCGGCCGCACCACCACCGGCCCCACCGUCUGACGCAGCUCCGGAGACCUCCUUGCCCCGGUUGGCAUGGAGGCAACAGCAGGCACCGACAAGAAGCGGAUCAGUUCAGACCGUCGGAAGGAGAAAUCCAGAGAUGCAGCGCGGUGUCGUCGAAGUAAAGAGUCCGAGGUCUUCUAUGAACUCUCCCACCAGCUGCCGUUGCCUCACAAUGUCAGCUCCCACCUUGACAAAGCCUCCAUAAUGCGACUCGCCAUCAGCUAUCUGCGUAUAAGAAGGCUCCUCGAUGCAAAUGAUGCGGACAGCGAGUCUGAAGUGGAGAAGCAGCUCAACUGCUUUUAUCUGAAGGCCUUGGAAGGGUUUGUCUUGGUCCUGACUGAGGAAGGAGACAUGAUAUACCUGUCUGAAAAUGUCAACAAGUGCAUGGGGCUUACACAGUUUGAGCUUACUGGGCACAGUGUAUUUGACUUCACCCACCCUUGUGACCAUGAAGAGCUGAGGGAGAUGCUGACCUUUAGGAAUGGACCAGCUAAAAAGGGGAAGGAACAAAUCACCGAGCGGAGCUUCUUCCUGCGAAUGAAGUGCACGCUCACCAGUCGAGGAAGAACGGUCAAUAUAAAGUCUGCCACAUGGAAGGUCCUUCACUGCACAGGGCACAUGCGCGUCUAUGAUUCCUGCAACAACCAGAACCAUUGUGGAUAUAAAAAGCCACCCAUGACUUGCAUGGUGCUGAUCUGCGAGCCAAUCCCCCACCCAUCAAACAUUGAAUUCCCAUUGGACAGCAAAACCUUUCUCAGCCGCCACAGCCUUGACAUGAAGUUCUCUUACUGUGAUGAAAGGGUAACAGAACUGGUUGGAUAUGAGCCAGAAGAGCUUCUCGGACGGUCAGUCUAUGAGUAUUACCAUGCGCUGGACUCUGACCACCUGACUAAGGCACAUCACGACAUGUUCACCAAGGGACAGGUGACUUCAGGACAGUACAGAAUGCUAGCCAAGCAAGGGGGCUAUGUCUGGGUGGAAACGCAAGCCACCGUCAUAUACAACACAAAGAACUCCCAGCCACAGUGCAUUGUGUGCGUCAACUACGUCUUGAGUGGCAUUGUGGAGAAAGACCUGAUAUUGUCCGUUGGCCAGACAGAGUCUACUCUGGCGCCCGCCGAGUCUGCCGAGGUGAAGAUGCCUCCCAUCUUCACUGACCUGGACAAAGAGGACGACAUGUCUAGCAGUCUGUUUGAUGAAUUGAAGAAGGAGCCAGAGUCCCUGACCGUUCUUGCUCCAGAUGCUGGCGAUGAAAUAAUUGCAUUAGACUUCAGUUCUAGCGAUUCUGAGCAGUCCUUUGAUGAGGUUCCAUUGUAUAAUGAUGUAAUGCUCCACCCAACCAGUAAGCCACCGGAGAUCAUGUUGGUGUCUCCCAUCCCAGCACCGGAGAAGCCGAAGCCUCUGCGCAGCAGUGCUGACCCUGCACUCAACAGAGAGGUGGUGAUAAAGAUUGAGUCAAGUCCUGAACAGCUGGAGCUGGCAUUCACCAUACCCCAACUCUCCAAGCCGUCCAGCCCAUCCGAGCUCAGCAGCAGCCAGAGCUCCACGGAGCCCGGCACACCUGCAGAGUAUUGCUUCAAUGUGGAUGAUGAAAUUGCCAGGGAGUUUAAGAUGGACUUGGUGGAGAAACUCUUUGCGAUGGACACGGAAUCAAAGACCGCAUUCUCCACACAGGAAACCGAUUUGGAUCUGGAAAUGUUGGCUCCUUACAUCCCAAUGGAUGAUGACUUCCAGCUGAGGACCUUCGAUCAGCUUUCCUCCUUGGAGAGUGAAUCUGCGCACCCCCAGCCUUUAGGACACAUAGCCAGUCUGUUUCAGCCAACCAGCACACCCAUCACUACCGAUCUGAAACCAAUCAGCACCGAGGCAAUGAGCGACCCCAAGACCAUCAUUGUCCACUCGCCCUCCCAGGUGAUGAAAGAGGUGCCUAGCGCCCCGCCAUCGCCUUACAGUGGUAACCGGAGUCGCACAAGUUCUCCUGUAAGGAUGGACAAAACGUCAGAAAAAACAGACAGAUCCCGCCCAGGAACCCCAAAUAUACAAAGUCCGCUAAGCAAAAGAUCUACAGUCCAGGACGAGGACAUUAGUCCAAAGAUGAUAGCGUUACAUAAUGCCCAGAGAAAACGUAAAAUUGAAAGCGAUGGCCUGUUUCAAGCAGUGGGAAUCGGGACUCUGUUUCAAACGAAUGUUGACCCAGGGCCGAGCACUCCUCUGUUAUGGAAACGUGUCAAAGGCGAUGACCAGGACCAGCCAACUAGGGCCGAGCAGAGAACAAUUCUCCUGUUGUCCACAGACAUGGCCAGUCGAUUGCUUGGGCAGUCACCAGAUGGCACCAGACUUCCUCAGCUGACCAGUUACGACUGCGAAGUGAACGCCCCCAUCCAAGGAAACAGGAACCUGCUACAGGGAGAGGAAUUAUUAAGAGCUCUUGAUCAAGCAAACUGAUCCUCGCUUUCUUCCACUUCUGGACACUUUUAAACCUCCACCACCCAAAGCAGUGUAUUUAUAUUUUCUAGAUCUGAUAUUAGAAGCCUGUCUACAAUACCGCAUUACUUCAGUUUGCGCCGUCUUCUCCACCAUUUUUAUUUUAUUUACAGAAGGCACCUCUUUCAGCUCCAUUUAUACAAAUACAUACCAGUAUGCUACUUAACAAUAUACCUUAACUCAGCGCGCACCUUCUGUCCUCAUUUUUGAUGCUGAAAGGAAGACAAAAAUUCACAAAAACAAAUCCAGACUCAGCGGCUUCCUUUGUUAUUCCAUUAAAAGUUCAGUUCAUUUUGCUCGGUCUCCAUGUUGCCCUGACCUCCUCCUAUGUUAUCCUGCACAGAAAACAAUGCUUUGCCAGCGGUGCAUUGUAGUCACGAUCGCACAAUAUAUAUUUUCUUAAGAAAACAAGAAAUACCAGCAAGUUCUUCAUGCAAUAGAUGUGAUGCAUUUUUAAUGUUUAGUUUAUAUAUUUUUUUUGUGUUGGAUUCUUUAUAGUUUACCGUAUAUUGUCUAAAAAAAACAAAAAAAAUCACACCAAGGCCUGACGUUUAUUACCAUUCUUCCACCUGUUGUAAUGUAACCAGUGGCUAUGGCAGAAAAUGGAAAAAGCUUAGAGAUGUAAUCACCACAACCUUUUUUGAAGGUGGGUAUCUACCAGUAGAAAUAUCUAGAUGAAAUAGAGAAAAAAAAAAAUAUAUACUCUUUCGUAAGAGAUGUUAAUGUAGCAGAUUGUAUGACAGCUCUGAAGCUCGUUCUUGUAAGCCUCCAUGGCAGGUUUGUAACCAUAUGAAAUGUACAUGUUUACCGCCCACUCGUGGUGUAGAAAUUCAAGCUCACUUAAAUAAAAAAAAAAUGUAAAAGGUUAAAAAAAAAAAAAAAAAAGUAGAAGGGCAUCAUGUUUGCUUGGUAUUUGAUUUUAAGCACUUUUACCAUCUUCUAAUUUUGCCUAUGAAGUUCAAUUAGUAAAAACCUCUUUUUAGAAUUUUUUUUAUUUUUUUAUUUAGAGGUUGUCGUAAUUGUAACUCUCAGCAUCUGCUCAGUGUGAUCGUACGUUGCAGACUGUGCAAAAUGUAAUUUUUUUUUUGCUGUCUGUGGUUGGAUCUAACACUAACUGUAUUGUUUUAUGACAUCAAUAAACAUUAUACGUGGACCAGGCCACACAUGCGAGCAA
Messenger RNA from Bufo bufo (common toad), 3918 nucleotides. It is a transcript of the gene HIF1A, whose product is annotated as hypoxia inducible factor 1 subunit alpha. Gene Ontology annotation, biological process: regulation of transcription by RNA polymerase II; cellular response to hypoxia. Gene Ontology annotation, molecular function: DNA-binding transcription factor activity, RNA polymerase II-specific; protein dimerization activity; RNA polymerase II transcription regulatory region sequence-specific DNA binding. Lineage: Eukaryota; Metazoa; Chordata; Amphibia; Anura; Bufonidae. The transcript has 15 exons. The record is from RefSeq and is a predicted model, not a curated record. The coding region runs from base 291 to 2705 and encodes 804 amino acids. Gene Ontology annotation, cellular component: nucleus.